Molecule: messenger RNA, 1236 nt
Organism: Xenia sp. Carnegie-2017
Lineage: Eukaryota; Metazoa; Cnidaria; Anthozoa; Malacalcyonacea; Xeniidae
Product: F-box/LRR-repeat protein 15-like
Exons: 1
Coding region: 136-1023 (295 amino acids)
Molecular function (GO): protein binding
Source: RefSeq, a predicted model, not a curated record
UUAAUUUUUCUCGGAAACAACAUACACAUGCAAAUGGUUUUCAAAAUUAGAAUACAAUGGUUGGCCGAGCAACAAAGGAAUAUACAGAAAUACUGGUAACAAGAUUAUAAAGGACGUCAAUUUUCGAAUUUAGAAAUGGAAAACUUGAACAAAACAACAGCAAAAUUGUUAUCCUUACCUUGGCAAGAUGUUAUUUUUUUGCACAUAUUUUAUUAUCUAUCUUUGCGUGAUAUCUGCAGAUUUCGACGAACUUGCCGUGAAGCGAACGAGCUGUGUCUCAACUACUUCAAACAUUGCACAGAAUUGGAUUGUUCUGGAAUACAUAACAUUCUUACAGAAACUGCAUUUGUAAACACUACCUCGAAUUCAUAUUCUUUGAGGAAAAUCAAUCUUGAAAACUGUAAAAACUUCAAAGACAAUGCGUUGAUUGAUUUAUUCCAAAGAAAUCGCAACAUCAAUUGGCUGAACGUGAGUGGCUGCAGUUCUCUAACCGAAAACUUCUUGUUCACCGCCAUGCGUUAUUGUAGCAAUCUAUAUCAGAUAUAUCUACGUGAAUGUCGAUGGGUGUCGUCAAGAAGCGUUAUAGAAUUAGCAAAAUCUUGCAAAUCGCUAAAAAUCAUUGAUCUGAGUGGUUGCUGGGAAGUUGAUGAUAAAUGUUUGAUAGCAUUAGUGAUAUCAUGUAAAAAAUUAACUCAACUCUGCAUUAAUGGUUGCUAUGGUAUCACUGAUAUGUCAAUACAUGUUUUGUCUCGACAGUUGAAUGGUUUGAAAAGGCUUGAGCUUGAUGGGUGUUGGCGAGUUACAGAUCAAGCUAUCAGAAUGGUAGGUGAAUAUUGUCAUCAACUUCAGCAUCUUAAUGUUCAAGAUUGUCGAGAUAUAACAGAGGCAAGCUUGGCACGACUACGAAUCAAAGGUAUCAUAGUAAAGAAAUUGCCUCAGGUUUCUCCCACACAAAUGAUGGUCACCAAACAUAUGCAUUCAAAAACACAGGUGUUGAACACACUUAGAUUUGAUCCUUCUUAGGAUUUAAAAUAGUUGAAGGAAGGGUAGCAGAGAAAAAAAAGAAAGACAAGAAACGAAAAAGUCUACAAGUUUUUAUGUUGUACGCUGUAUUUUUUCAACAUACCAAGUUUGAGACACUUCAAGAACAAUUGAUUCUUGUCAACUGUUAAUUAUAUUUGUAAAAUUUUAUUACUUAGGCAAACACAAAGAAAUAUUUUACCUUUUUGUAUGAAA